AUGCUUUGGAGACUCCAAUGCAACCAAUGGCUACCUGUUGCCGAGAAGACUAUUUCUAAUAUCGAGGCUUCGGGCAACGAUAUGUUCGUGUUUGGCAUCAGCGAGGGUGACGUUGGUGUUUUUUACCCGAAGAAUAACAAUGCUUAUCGUAUAAUAGCUCAGGCGGAUCCUUCCAAGGAGUAUACUGGAGUCACCUUUGAUCAACACUCUAAUAUUCUAUAUGUUACCGAAAAGGCUACUGGACAGAUUGCUCGGUUCACAGGUCAGGGAGGCGCGUGGAUUCCCAUGGACCCCUUGAAUGGUUCGGGUGUUAUUAUUGAGCCUACUAUUCUGCGCUUCACACUCGGUAAACUUUAUGUGAUUAUUAUUAGCACUACUGUUGCCUCAACUAGUGGUCCUGUCACUAGCACUACUACUGCCUCAACUAGUGGUCCUGUGACUAGCACUACUACUGUCUCAACUAGUGGUCCUGUGACUAGCACUACUACUGUCUCAACUAGUGAUCCUGCCACUAGCACUACUACUGCCUCAACUAGUGGUCCUGCGACUAGCACUACUACUGCCUCAACUAGUGGUCCUGUCACUAGCACUACUACUGUUGCCUCAACUAGUGGUGCUGUGACUAGCACUACUACUGCCUCAACUAGUGGUCCUGUGACUAGCACUACUACUGUUGCCUCAACUAGUGGUCCUGUGACUAGCACUACUACUGUUGCCUCAACUAGUGGUCCUGUGGACUAG
This is a messenger RNA of Perkinsus marinus ATCC 50983, 741 nucleotides long. RefSeq names its product merozoite surface protein 2, putative. The transcript has a single exon. NCBI's taxonomy places the organism in Eukaryota, Perkinsozoa, Perkinsida, Perkinsidae. The record is from RefSeq and is a predicted model, not a curated record. Bases 1 to 741 code for a protein of 246 amino acids.